Talaromyces atroroseus is the source of this 1383-nucleotide messenger RNA. RefSeq lists its product as hypothetical. Gene Ontology annotation, cellular component: nucleus. Lineage: Eukaryota; Fungi; Ascomycota; Eurotiomycetes; Eurotiales; Trichocomaceae. Gene Ontology annotation, molecular function: DNA binding. The record is from RefSeq and is a predicted model, not a curated record. The coding region runs from base 1 to 1383 and encodes 460 amino acids. The transcript is spliced from 3 exons.
AUGGAUGGUCUUCCUGAACAUCUCAUAGCGGGUGUACCUAACGGCCCAGAGAGUAAUUAUGAAAGUUCUCUAUGGGUGACAUACCAGCCGCUAGAUAGCCAUAUUCCGUUACCACAUUUCACCACCCAUCAUUACUUCCCCGCGACUUCAUGGCCCAUGGCUCCCUCGGGCUUGUUAGACCCCCAGUUAAUGCCCAGUCAAUCUUUGCAUACGACUCCGUCUGCGCCGACACCUCGCAAGAUUUUGACGGAUGAGGUUCGUCGUCAGAUUUGCUUGUACCAGGAAGAGAACAAGUCGGCGAAACAGGUGGAGAUUGCAGAUUUAUUCGGGGUGGAAAGGAGCACCGUGUCCAAGAUACUCCGGCAAAAGGAAAAGUAUCUAAGCAUGCCUGAUGGAACUCAAUCACCCAUCAAGCGAGGCAAACACAAAGAGUCUAAAAUCGAGAAAGCCCUCGCUAACUGGGUUCAGAAGAGUAAGCGCCAGGGACGUGUAUUGACUCGCAAUGAUAUCGAGGAGAAAGCAAAAUUGUUUGCUAAGAACUGCGCUACCCAAGAUCAAAAACUCAAGAUCCUCACUGAAGGCUGGUUGGAUAAGUUCUUCAAUGAAAACCCAAUUAUAUGUAGUUCUCUAGAGAACUCCGCCGAUACAGUUGUCAGUGAUGGAGAAAGUACGCCUCCUAUUCUACCUACUGGGCCUCCCCUAUGUCUUUCGCCCUCUCUGAGACAAGGAAUGAAGAAUGAAAUUGGCGACAGCGCCUUCAAUAUUUCUGGGGAUUUCGCCAAACAUGAUCAUUCAAGUACACUAGAUCCAAUCCCAUCGCCGUCCGCCGGCAGGACUAGUGCGGCAUCACCUCUGGUUUCGGAAAGUCCAUAUGUUCCAACUGCGCAUUCGCGUCAUUCUUUAAUCAGCUCUGCUACCGGUGGGCUCCUAAACCAGACGUUCGGAGGCGAAAUAUACAGUAGCACCUAUUCAAAGCAUUCCACGAAUGGACCAUUCUCCGAUACAGUGCUUAACUCACCCUUGGACGAGAAAUUGGAAGAGGGAAACCUGACUGAUACCUGCGAUGUCAGCAGCAAGGGUUCAGUGAGAUAUCAUGAAAGCAAUGCAGACCUAAGCUCGAUCGGAAAUACGAUGCAGCCACCACACUUGCCCCCUAUUACAAAGGACGAAGCGCGACAUGCUCUUGAUUUAGUCAUAAAUUAUGUCAAGAGCGAACCUGGGUCAGAGCUACCGGAUCAGGUCUCUAUUACACUAGACGAAUUGAAGGAGAGACUUAACGUGGUGCGCAACGAUUGGUCAAGCUCCGGAAGCCACGUCGAUAAGGAUAAGGAUACAGAUAGUCUUCGACUGACUGAAAGGAGGAAGUUUCACUCCUUGACUUAG